Cuscuta europaea is the source of this 694-nucleotide messenger RNA. NCBI's taxonomy places the organism in Eukaryota, Viridiplantae, Streptophyta, Magnoliopsida, Solanales, Convolvulaceae. The record is from the annotation of a GenBank genome assembly.
CAAAGGCCACAGACGAUGGAGAAAGCUGAAGGAGAAUAAGGACGAAGGAGAACAACCAAAGCAGCAACCCUCGCGACCUCGCGUGGAAGAAUCUGAGUAAGGAGCGAAGAACACAAACGAAAACAAUCCUCAUGAAGUCCGUCAGUGGGUCAUCUUCUUGGACCUGUAACUCGAUUACGCGUAAUUGCCAUCACAACAUACAAGCGAACUUAAGAACGGUGAAGAAAGGGCGAAAUUUGGGGAGAAAAUUCUUUGGAUGCUCACUUUGGCCUAAUGCAGAUUGUAGGUACUUUGAAUGGUACAAUGACAAUGAGGUGGAGUGUCAUGAUGAAUACAAACUGAUGGACAAAGACAUAGCCAUUGAAAGGUUGUUGGCAGAGAAGAAGUUCUUGGAAGAAAAACUGCAAAAGAUAAAGAACAAGAAAAAGAAGAUGUGUGUUCUGAUAACUGAAAUGCAGAUGAAGGCUUCCAAAAGUGCUAAAGGAGAAAGAGCUGCUAUUAUGAUUGUACUUGUAUUUUGGAUAGUGUUUGCUAUUCUAAGUUAUUUGAAGUGAAAUGUAUUUGAGUAAACUUUGUAGUCAUGUACUUUUUGAGGUUGUAUCUUAGGUCUUGUAAGUUAUCUUGUAUGUUUGGAAGUUGGAAUGUAACAGUCAAGAAGUUUACAAGUUGAAAUGUAACAGUCAUUAUAUCUUUG